CAUGGCUCUGCAGCAUGUGUUCUGUAUAAGACCUUCGUGUAAUGAUCGGCAGAUAACAGCCAUCUCUUCCCUUCUUUCUCUCUCACUUCUCCUCAUUCUGCAUGGCUUUGACACCUGCACAAAUCCCGCUUCUUGGUGCCACGUUUGGGGUAAUUCUCGUCGGGGCCAUUCUUUCUGCUAUUCUAUUCGGGGUAUCCAAUCUUCAGUCGCUCUGGUACUUCAAGCGGUACCCAAAUGACUGGUGGUUCUAUCGAGUCGCUGUUGCGGUCAUUUGGGUCCUAGAUACACUAGAUGUCGCAAUUAGCACCCACGCAUUAUAUUUCCUUCUCGUCGAGACUCGGAUAGUGGGCAGAUUCCUCACUAUGGAUGAGCUUGAAAUCAUUUGGAGCUGCAAGUUGCAUAUUCUUCUUGGAACUUUUUUCAAAGUAGCCGUCCAAAUUGUAUAUGCUGUGCGGCUUUGGAAAGUCCGACAACACUUUCACAGAGUCGUGCCCUGGUUUGUUGCUCUCAUCACUGCUUGCAAUGCCGGAACCGGAAUAUAUCUAGUUCACGGAACUUACGAGAUCUCUGACUUCUCCGAAAUCCCCACCAUCAGAAUUCCAAUCAUCGUGUUGUUCUCAACGAGCACAGCAGUUGAUUUUAUCGUCGCCAUCGCCAUGUGUUACUAUCUGAACAGAAGCAGGGCAGCUUCAAUGUUCCCCAACACCAUUGCGAUGCUGGUUGCGCUGAUGCGGCUGAUUCUGAUAUCUGGGCUGGUUACGAGCUGUUCUUAUAACGUUUCUCGUUUGGCCAAAUACACUUAUAUUCAUUGGGGUCGAUUUCAUGCUGCCAAGAUUGUUUAUCAACUCUUUGUUAGCAAUGCUCAACGCACGAAAGGAACUCCGAAAGAUUCAAGGCUCUCAGUUUUUGGAACCGAACGGUGACUCUCAGCUGAGACUUAAAUCUAGAUGCGAGUGCAACGAAGGAACGGAGAUGCCC
This is a messenger RNA of Desarmillaria tabescens, 978 nucleotides long. RefSeq lists its product as uncharacterized. The coding region runs from base 102 to 923 and encodes 273 amino acids. The transcript is spliced from 20 exons. The record is from RefSeq and is a predicted model, not a curated record. NCBI's taxonomy places the organism in Eukaryota, Fungi, Basidiomycota, Agaricomycetes, Agaricales, Physalacriaceae.